AACACUGUUUUACAAUUAGCUCUUGUUGGCUGUUCACUGGCAGCCCCUGUCUUUGGAUUUGUGGAUCAUCCCCAUUUACAAUAUCUUUGGUACACAGUCGCCUGUUCAACUGUCAUGUCCAGCAUUAGUUAUGUUAUCAACUUCAAAGCCUCUGUAAAAUAUCUCAAUAAAUAAAUUAAUCAACUAUUUUGAAUUUCUAAGCGCUGUUUCUUUGAUGAUUGUUACCCCUUAGGCGUAUUUUCCUUUGGAGACUUAAUUACCAGUUUGAAAGUACAGCUUAUUAGUAAUAGCCAUGGAUGUUUUCGUCUAAGAUAUUUUUUUGGGAGGAAAAGGGGUGGGGUUUUACUUUCGCGAAGCAGGUCUUAGUGGUAGGAAAUUUUAAAGCAAUUGUUGUCUGUCUUCGCUUGCACCCGAUCGCCUUCACCCAAACGAUAUGGCCGGGUUUUGAGUAACCUUCACUUAAAGAACCAUUUCAGAAGUCUCCGUUUAAAUUAAAACGAGCAGCGUUUUCCAAAUUUCCAGAAUGACCAGGUCAAAAGAAUUUGCGUUGUGAAACGAAAAUGUGUUAGGGCCAACAUAACCUUUUGUACUGGCUUUCACAACUUGCAGGAAGGAAUUUCUGUUAAGUGCACAAACUUAUUUUAUUCUCCGUAUGCAAAUUCAAAGUUUGAAGAAGAAAGACAUAGCGGAAAAUGCUUUCACAUGGAAUCACCCGCACUGGAGCGAGGAAAUUACCCAUUGUCCUUUUUGUAAAACCUACCAAUUGAGUAACCACACGCACGCACGAAGAGAUAGGAGAUAAGACAACGAAUUACAAUUUUUGUUCAAUGGUGUGGAAACUAAUUUAAUACCGCGUAUAUUACCAUAUUGAUAAGUGAAUUUUAUAAGCUACUGGCGUGUAAUCCUGGGAAACGGCUCUGAGGCAACGCAAAGAAGGAAAGAAGAAUGGUUUUACUCCCAGAUUUCAUCAACGUGUGUGUUUUGUCUCUCGCUCUCUUCACCUCGAUACUUACCGCCGAAGAACCCAAGUCAGCUCUACACGAUGCCAAGGUCACCCACGAUAGAGAUCACAUCAAAGAGCAUCUUAAAGACGAGAUAGACUUGACAGAAGACCAAAUGAGCGAUGAAGACCUGAUGUUUCACUACUUCAGGCUCCACGAUUACGACGGCAACAGAAAACUGGACGGCCUUGAAAUCAUGCACGCUUUAAGCCACUAUCAGAACGAAUCAGGAGUAACUGACAAGGAAUCCACUUCAGAAGAGGAGAAUGCGAAAACGGUGGAUCAGAUUUUAAGCAUGGAUGACUUAGAUUCUGAUGGAUAUAUCGACUAUCCUGAAUAUGUUGCAGCAAACAAGAAACACGACGAAUUAACGAAGACUGAUUCGGCACCGAAACCUGAGUGAUUAUUGUGCGUGACUUGAAUAUCAUUCUGGUUCACGUGUGUUUAGGACGAGACUAGACCACUCCCUGAACCUUCCCUCCCCGCCUGGUUUCAACCCCAUUUAGAACGAUCUCUUUGCCGACGUCAUUGUUUACAUUUUUCCUCUUUAACGUACGACUGGCAUCACGCCAGACGCAAAUGGACUACAAACAUUUAAAGAGCUUGUGACUUUUUGGGUGUAACAUUCGAGGAGAAAUCGGCUUUCAAAAACUGGGAAAUUGCUGGGCGGCAAAAGCGCUGAUGAGCUCAUACUGAUUCUUUGUUACAUUUUGAGUUUUUAAACCGCGUUGCACAAAAAGUAUUCAAUACAUCGGGAUCAAAUUCCUUGGCACAGUUAAU
Molecule: messenger RNA, 1781 nt
Organism: Orbicella faveolata
Lineage: Eukaryota; Metazoa; Cnidaria; Anthozoa; Scleractinia; Merulinidae
Product: multiple coagulation factor deficiency protein 2 homolog
Molecular function (GO): calcium ion binding
Source: RefSeq, a predicted model, not a curated record